AUGGCGGCGAAGAAACGAAAGCAGAGCGGUAAUGCCAAGGCAAAGAAGAAGGCCAAGACGGCGAAGGCGGAUUCUGGGCUGCUUUCGGCCGAACUAUUGGAGGAAAUGGGUGGAGAAGAUGCUGGCGGUGCACUUGUACUUCCUGGUCGCCGCGAGAAGAAGCAAAAGGCCGAGAAAAUACCCGAAGAGCUGAUAGAGCAGGCUCAGCACAUGAGUAAGAGCAAACGCAAGAAACUAGAAGCCAUCGCAGCCAGGAAAGUGAAAGAAGCAAGACGUGCAGACUUGUACAAGUCGCUAGAGAAGCAGCAGCUGUCGCAGGACCAGAUGAAGCUUCUGUACAGCACGUCACAGAUGGGUCACAAGGAGACACUACGGGAACGACUCAAACGCUCGUUAAACCGACAGAAAGCAGGCAUUGAACUAAGAAGCGUCGUAAGAAGAAAGCAGCCGUAUCCAACCAGUGACGCUACGUCCGUCAUGACUCUCCAACAGAUUGAAGAGGAUCCGGAGCAAGAAGCAAAGCGUACAAGCUCUCAAAGUGCAGCGAUGACGAAACUGGACGCUCUGCGCAAGCAGAACGAGGAGAAGCGUCGUCUACGCGCUCUAUCUGGCAAGCCACAGCCAGCAGCUGCUUCUAAACAAGAGGAACCGUCUGUAAACCCCGCUGACGUGUAUGUACCCAAGCCGAUCGUGCUGAAAACCCCGCAAGAAAUGCGCCAACUCAGCAAGAAGAUGUCGCUAUCAUACAAGAACACACUGGUUACUCUGUCACGCAAGCCCGAGAUCCAGAUGGCGCGUAUGCAGCUUCCUGUGUGCAGUUCGGAGCAGGAAAUCAUGGAAUCGAUCACUGAGAACGACGUCAUUAUCCUAUGUGGUGAGACUGGUAGUGGCAAGACCACACAGGUUCCUCAAUUUCUCUACGAAGCUGGCUAUGGACACCCUGAUCAUCCGUCGAACAGUGGACGUAUCGGAGUCACCCAACCACGUCGUGUCGCCGCUGUAUCCACCGCUAAACGUGUAGCAGAGGAGCUCAAUGUGCCGUUCGGAGCGCCUAAAGGCCACGUGGGAUACCAGAUUCGAUACGACGCUGAACAUGUGAGUGAACACACGCGUAUCAAGUUUAUGACGGACGGUAUUCUACUCAAGGAGAUCCAGCAGGAUUUUCUACUGCGUCAGUACUCCAUCCUGCUGCUGGAUGAGGCCCACGAACGCAAUGUGAACACGGAUAUCUUGAUUGGUUUAUUGUCUCGAAUAGCGCCGCUGAGAGCUCAAAUGUCGCGAGAGGAAGAAGAAGCGUACCAGGCAUUGUCAGAAGACGAGAAAGAGACUGCUGACAAGCCUAUCAAGCCGUUGAAACUGGUGAUUAUGUCGGCUACUCUGCGUGUAGAGGACUUUACGCAGAACCAGCGGUUGUUCCCCUCUCCGCCGCCUGUGCUGCGUGUGGAUGCUCGUCAGUAUCCUGUGACUAUACACUUUAACAAGCGCACAGAACUGGACAACUACGUGGACGAAGCAUACAAGAAGGUGAUUAAAAUCCACAAGAAAUUACCCGAAGGAGGCGUGUUGGUGUUCCUGACAGGCCAACGCGAGAUCCUGCAGCUAUGUCGUAAGCUCAGUCGAGCGUACUCUGUCGCUGCGAGACACAAGAAGGCUGCUGCGCUUAAAUGCAGUCGAGCAUUCCGUGCACAACGCAGACCUACCGACAAGAGUAAAGACGACUUCUUAAGGGAACACGACGACAUCGAAGAAGAAGCGGACUUGGAGGACGAUCAAGUGUACGGUAACGACGUGGAUGACGAGGAUAUCGCGUAUAAUUUGGAGGAACAAGAGCGCAAUUCCGACGAUGAAGACGAAGACGUGGAAGAGCUGGCUGUGCCUUACUUGCACGUACUGCCGCUGUACUCUUUGCUGCCUAAUGACGAGCAGAUGAAGGUCUUUGAUACGCCUCCAGAGAACCAUCGACUGGUCGUUGUAGCUACCAAUGUGGCCGAGACGUCGUUGACGAUCCCGGGUGUCAAAUACGUGGUAGACGCUGGACGUACCAAGGAGCGUGUGUUUGAUCUGGCGAACGGCAUUUCGUCGUUUAAAGUGCAGUGGAUCUCCAAGGCCAGCGCAGAUCAACGUGCCGGUCGUGCCGGCCGUACAGGUCCCGGUCAUUGCUACCGUUUGUACUCGUCUGCAGUGUACGACACGGAGUUUCAGAAGUUCUCGUCUCCUGAGAUCCUGUGCCAACCAAUAGACGACCUGGUGCUUCAAAUGAAAGCCAUGGGGAUCCAUAACGUGUCGCAGUUCCCGUUCCCGACACCUCCGGACCGUCUAGCAGUCAAGAAUGCACUUGCGACACUGGUAAACCUCGGUGCGGUGUCUCCAGGUGACGACGAGGCCAUCACGGGUCUAGGACGCGCUCUCGUCAAGUUCCCCGUAGCUGCUCGGUUCGCGAAGAUGUUGCUGCUUGCACAGAAGCUGGAAGUUGUGGAGUACACGAUUGCUAUCGUCGCUGGUCUGUCAGGUCACUCUCCGUUCAUCCACGCUUUGGAUCAGAUGCGCAAACACGCACAAUGGAUCGACCAGGAGAGCGACGUCUUGAGUCUGCUGCGUGCUGCCGGCGCUUAUGCGUAUACUGGAGGCAGUAGUCAGUUCUGUAAGGACAAUCAUCUACACGAGAAGACGAUGCAGAAUAUGCUCAAGCUACGACAACAAUUGACUCGAAUUGUCAACAAAUUGUACGCAGAAGACACUGUAGAACUCAAGCCAAAGAUGCCGCCUCCAGACCUUGACACUCAAGCUGUGUUGCGUCAGAUCGUGGCUGCUGGUUUCUUGGAUCAAGUGGCCAAGCGGGUACCGGCUGGAACCAUCACGGAAGGCACAAAGAUUGAGCGUAACUGUGCGUACAUUGCCGCUACGGGGCAAGUGAAGGAGCCUGUAUACAUCCACCCCCACUCGUCUGUGUUCACGCCCAACCCGAGCAAACUACCGCAGUUUGUAGUAUACCAACACAUCAUGCGGACUACCCGUGCGUACAUGAAAAUGGUGACCGCUAUUGAACCGGAAUGGCUGGCGGGGAUCGGCAAGAACACACCGCUAUGUAAGUAUGCGCCGCCACUAGCUGAGCCCGCGCCGUUCUACCAUCGCGAACUGGACGAGGUGCAGUGCUAUGCUAAGGCGCAGUAUGGCAUCCAUCAGUGGGCUCUACCGGCGAUGCGUAUCCCGUAUCCGGACCAAGUUACGUCGGACUCGAAGGACGGAUUGGGCGGCAAGUAUCGGUGGUUCGCUAAGUUCCUACUGGAUGGUCAAGUUAUCACGAGUUUGCUGCCGUUCUCAAGCGCACUGAAGGAGCCUAGUCACACGCUGAUCCGCAAGAAGUUUGACAAGAAGAUUCAAUUGUUGGUUGCGAAGUUGCAGCAGAACCGCGUGGCGUCACGUCGUGCUCUUGUUGCUAAGUGGAGUAAAGAGGACGGGAAGCUGUUUCUAAAGGCGGAAUUGCAGAGUUGGAUCAAGGACAGUCACCAGACUGCUUUCAGUCAGGCAUGGGGAGCUCUAGUAAAGGCAGCAGUGCAGCAGGAGAGGAAAGCGUCGUCUAGCUAG
Phytophthora infestans T30-4 is the source of this 3585-nucleotide messenger RNA. Its product is annotated as ATP-dependent RNA helicase, putative. Gene Ontology annotation, molecular function: RNA binding; ATP binding; ATP hydrolysis activity. NCBI's taxonomy places the organism in Eukaryota, Oomycota, Peronosporomycetes, Peronosporales, Peronosporaceae. The record is from RefSeq and is a predicted model, not a curated record. The transcript is spliced from 5 exons. Gene Ontology annotation, cellular component: nucleolus; intracellular anatomical structure. Bases 1 to 3585 code for a protein of 1194 amino acids. Gene Ontology annotation, biological process: maturation of SSU-rRNA from tricistronic rRNA transcript (SSU-rRNA, 5.8S rRNA, LSU-rRNA).